CAUCUGUGAUAUAUGACAUGAUCUUAUUUCUAGGACAUCUGAUUAGCAUGGGCUUUUGCAAAUGGAUUAUAUCUUCUCUAACUCUUUUACAUAGCAACAGUUUCAAAGAUGUGGAGUCUCUCUUGUUUAAAUUUACUUUUUUCCUCCUCCCUAGUUGAACCUGUUGUGAGCUUAACAAAAGGACCAAACCCUCUAAUAGAUGGUGCAAAUCGGACAAUAGCAGCCACUUGUACAGCAGCCACUGGAAAACCUGCUGCAGAGAUUGACUGGGAAGGAGGUCUUGGUGAAAUGGAAUCCAGCUCUACUUUGUUUCCAAAUGAAACUGUGACAGUUGUAAGUCAGUAUAUGAUUGUCCCUAGACGUAUAACUUGUAUUGUGAGGCACCCUGCCUUGGAAAAGGAGAUAAGAUACCCUCAUGUGUUGGACAUACAGUAUGCCCCAGAAGUUUCAGUAACUGGCUAUGAUGGAAACUGGUUCAUUGGAAGAGAGAACGUUCAGCUCAGAUGUAAUGCUGAUGCAAAUCCAUUACCUAUGGAAUUUAUGUGGACCAGGUUGGAUGGACAAUGGCCUGAAGGAUUGCUGUCUGUCAACAAUACUCUACAGUUCAGCAGCCCAUUGACUUACAACUACACUGGGACUUACAUCUGUAAGGUGACUAACUCCCUUGGUCAGAGAAGUGAUCAGAAGACUAUCUACAUAUUAGAUCCUCCUACUACUACCACUCGACUGCCCACGGUUCCCUGGCAUCCUUCGACUGAUGGCAUCACAGGUUUAGCAACAGAACCUAAAAUAAUAAAUUUCCCAACAUCAACCUUGCCAGCAAUGCAGGAAGACACUUGGGGUACUGUCAUCGGUAGUGCGGUGGGUGGGGCUCUCUUCCUCAUACUUGUCAGUGUUUUGGUCGGAAUUAUCUGCUAUAGGAGAAGACGGACGUUCCGUGGUGACUACUUUGCUAAGAACUACAUUCCACCGUCAGAUAUGCAAAAAGAGUCUCAAAUAGAUGUUCUUCAGUCAGAUGAUGUGGAUUCUUAUCCUGACAGUAUAAAAAAAGAAAUAAAGCAUCCAAUGAACAGCUUAAUAUCUAAAGAUUAUCUAGAAGACCCUGAAAAAACAGAGUGGAACAAUAUAGACAAUAUUAACAGGUACCAGGAACGUUAUGAAAGACCAAUGGAUUACUAUGAAGGUGGAACAUUGGGAAUGAAGUAUAUGGGUGGUGAAUGUUAUGAUGACAAUGAAGAAGACUUUGUUUCUCACAUAGAUGGCUCGGUAAUAUCUCGGAGGGAGUGGUAUGUGUAGUAACCACUGAAAGCUAAAUGUGUACCUAUAGUUAAUUUCAUUGGCUGAUCACUUUCAGAUUGUUUAUACUUACACAAGAGGAGGAAUAAACUUUUUGAAACUGAUUUUUUUUUUUGAAGGUUUUUAUAUUGUGACUUGACAAAAGGAAAUACUGAAUUUGGGGAAAAUGUAUUUGAGCUGCUUUUUUUUCCCCGAUGCUGUACUACUGUUUAAGAUUUGAGUUUUAAUGCAGAGUACUUAUAUUGGUCUAUGUCAGAGGUAAAAAAGGCUAAAUUAAAGUUGCCAUUCAAAAUUGUUUAAGAAUAAAAA
Fulmarus glacialis (Northern fulmar) is the source of this 1605-nucleotide messenger RNA. It is a transcript of the gene NECTIN3, whose product is annotated as poliovirus receptor-related 3. Gene Ontology annotation, cellular component: adherens junction; apical junction complex. The transcript is spliced from 4 exons. The record is from RefSeq and is a predicted model, not a curated record. The coding region runs from base 109 to 1296 and encodes 395 amino acids. Gene Ontology annotation, biological process: heterophilic cell-cell adhesion; homophilic cell-cell adhesion. NCBI's taxonomy places the organism in Eukaryota, Metazoa, Chordata, Aves, Procellariiformes, Procellariidae.